This is a messenger RNA of Eriocheir sinensis (Chinese mitten crab), 5127 nucleotides long. Its product is annotated as putative methyltransferase-like protein 7A. Lineage: Eukaryota; Metazoa; Arthropoda; Malacostraca; Decapoda; Varunidae. Gene Ontology annotation, molecular function: S-adenosylmethionine-dependent methyltransferase activity. The record is from RefSeq and is a predicted model, not a curated record. The transcript is spliced from 5 exons. The coding region runs from base 57 to 848 and encodes 263 amino acids.
CGGUACUCGGCUCGCCUGACAACAGUGACGAAGGAGCAGCCGCAGCAUCCGUCAGCAUGGCGCAGGUGGACCACAUGCUCGCCUCAUGGAUCAUGGGCCACCUUCCCCACCUCAUACUGGCCCUCAUUAUUAUUUGGGUCAUCAAGAAGAAGGGCAAGGACAUCAGGCACAGAUGGUUCGCCUGGUUCAUGAACAUGAUCAGCUCCGGCACCGACCCCAAGUCAGAGGAGCUGAAGAAGAGCUUUUUCUCGAGCCUGUCCUCCGUCACCUCGCACGACCCCAAGCUGAGGAAGGAGAACAAGAUAAAGAUACUGGAGGUGGGCGUCGGCACAGGAGUCAACUUCCCCUACUAUCCCGAGGGCAGUCACCUCAUCGUGGUGGACCCCAACCCUCACUUCGCCCAGUACUACAAUGAGAACCGCAAGAAGUUUCCCAACAUUCAGUCCGAGGAGAUACUGGUGACCACAGGCGAGGAGAUGACCAGCGUGCCGGACAACAGCGUGGAUGUGGUGGUGAUGACGCUCGUCCUGUGCAGCGUGGUGGAGGUGGAGCGGAUACUACAGCAGGUCCGCCGCGUCCUGGCCCCCGGCGGCAAGUUUUAUUUCAUGGAGCACAUCCGAGAAUUCGACGGCAACAAACACUGGCUUCGGCGAGUCAUCCAGGACGUGCUGAGUCGCUCUGGGGUCUGGCCGUUCAUGUUCGAUGGCUGCAACCUCAACCGCGACCUCCAGCCACCGAUCGAAGCAGCCGGUUUUUCUAAAGUGGAUGCGGAAAAGUUCUACGCCCCCAUUACUAAUUUUGUCUUUCAGGUGAUUAAGCCUCAUUUGAAAGGGGUAGCAACCAAGUAAUUAUAUGGGGGAGAGAGUGGGGGAGUGCGUGUGUGUGUGUGUGUGGGUGGAGGUGUGUGUGUGUGUGUGUGUGUGUGUGUGUGUGUGUUUAGUCCAUGAAUUUUAGGGAUGAAGAUUUUAAUGACCCAAACAGUUUUUUAAUUUUUUUCCUUCAUAAGCUGUGAGGUAGAGUUUCCUUGUGUGUGUGUGUGUGUGUGUGAGUGUGUGUUUUUAGGUCAUCAAACUUCUGGGAAACGAUUUUAAUUUGACCUCAUAACAAUUUUUUUAUAGGCUGCGAGAGAGAUAGUAUUUCCUUGAGCAUGUGUGAGUGUGUACGUAUGUGUGUGUGUACAUGUGUGUGUGAGAGAGCAGCAUCCCCUCAAGGUUACAUAAGAUAACAUACCAUACUCUCUACAAUCAAUUCUUUACUGAUAAGCUCCCAUUUGUUAAGAGGCAGAUGAUAAGAGGGUACAAUGCUAACCCAAGUACUUGUAGGCCAUUGAACCAAGACUCAGGGCCAGACUACAAGCUAUAUUAAGAAGAUCCUUGUAUCAUUUUUAUAUUAACAAGUACAGACGUUAACCAAGAAGGGAUGUAUAUGUAUGAGAUGACAGGGUUGGAUCAUGAAUUUUCUUAACUAGGGAGACACUGUAUGACUUCCAAGCCUCUGAUGGGGUGUUGGAAUGCCCUGCAGUGACCCUGAAGGUGUUGUGAUCAGGGCGGAUGCUGUACUGAGGAAGGUGUGAAUGAUGCUGUGUGACUUCCAAGCCUCUGAUGGGGUGUUGGAAUGGACCCUGAAGGUGUUGUGAUCAGGGCGGAUGGUGAACUGAUGAACAUGUGUGAAUGGUGCAGAACGGUGAAUGAUAGUGAGGAGAGACAGACAGCCAUAGUGAAAUUAGCGAUAAUGGUGAUGGUUGAAAGAGUAGACGGUGUUGUGAAGAUGCCCACCAUUUGACAAGGAGGAAUAACAGACGGAUAGUGAAGAAAGAAAGACAGAUGAUGAUGGAAAAAGUAGACUGUGUUGUGAAGAUGCCCACCAUUUGACAAGGAGGAAUAACAGACGGAUAGUGAAGAAAGAAAGACAGAUGAUGAUGGAAAAAGUAGACGGUGUUGUGAAGAUGCCCACCAUUUGACAAGGAGGAAUAACAGACGGAUAGUGAAGAAAAACACAGUUGAUGAUGAUUGAAAAAGUUGAUUGUGUAGUGAAGACGCCCAUCAUUAGACAAGGAGGGAAAAACAAACAGUGAAGAAAGAUGGUGAAGAAGAAGACACAGAUGAUGAUGGUGGUAGAAGAAGGAAGACACAAGACCAGAAGAAGGUUGAACGACGACGAUGGAAGGAGAUACCAUUAGACAAGGAGAAAAAAAAACAUUGAAAAAAGAAAGAAAGAUGGUGAAGGAGAAGACACAGAUGAUGAUGGUGGUUGAAGAAGGAAGACACAAGAACAGAAGAAGGUUGAAUGACGACGAUGGAAGGAGAUACCAUUAGACAAGGAGAAAAAAACCACAUUGAAAAAAGAAAGAAAGAUGGUGCAGAAGAAGACACAGACGAUGAUGGUGAUCGUAGAAGGAAGACAAAAACAAAAGAAGAUAGAAUGACGACGAAAGGAGUUAUCAUCAUUAGAAGACAAUAGGAGGUGAAAUGCGUGCUAGUAGUCUUAGGGCCGUUAAUACCAUGUGCCUUAUUGGGGUAUUUGUAAGCUUAUUUUAAUGAUGUUUGUUCCUAUGCUUUUAAGGGUUUUAAGCUGAGUGGUUGUUGGUAUUACUGCAGGCAUUAUUAACAUAGAUUUUAAACGUUCGACAAGGGUGAGAAUGUGCGUUUUGUCUCCCUUCCUUUUCCUUCUCCCUUAUUAAUAUAGGUUUUAAAGGUUCUAAAAGGGUGAGGAUAUGUUUUUUUCUCCCUUCCUUUCCCUUCCCUUUUCUCUUUUUUUCUCUCUCCCUUUCCCUAAUGCUUUCCUUAUCCUGUUCCCUUUCCUCCUUUCUCUUUCUUCCCCUUUUCUCUUUUCCUUCCCCUUUUCUCUUUUCUUUUGUAGUGCAGUUGAUUUGCCUGAUGGGCGAGCCUCCCAUAACUCACUCUGCGAACGGGGUACCUCUUUGGCUGACUGGUUAAGGAGUGGCUCUCCCGUCUCGCUGGUCGUGGGUUCGAUCCCCGGCGCCAGCAAAACCUUUCCUUGUCUGGAUUAAUUUCUCGUGUGCUUCGUUACACCCGGUGGUCGUGAGGGAGUGUAGUAAAGAAAACGUCCUGGCGACUCACUGGUGGCAAGGCGGUGGCAUCCUCUCCUGUGGUUCUGUUGUGUCACCCCAAGGCAGAGUGAUGUCCCAUGCUCUCUGAAGUUCAUAGAAAAUGGAAAAUCUCACCACAGAAAUUAAUCUAAAUAGGAAUGAUUUCUUCUGUUUUUCAUUUAUAUAUUUCUACUUGGUUGGGUAUUAUAUUUUUCUCUUUUUAUAUUCACUAAUUCAAACUUCACAUUUCUUCAUAUUUCCUCUAUUUCUUCCUUUAUCUUUUAUAUAUAUUUACCGAGCCAAGCGUCACAUUCUUCCCUUACCUGUAUAUAUGGGGUCAAACUUCAUCUUCUUUUAUAUAUAUUUACUAACCUAAGCAUCAUAUAUAUUUUCCUUAUCUAUAUUAACCAAUCUAUAUUAACCAGACUAAGAGUAAUUUUCGCUGCUAAAUAUUUACUGGGUCAAGCUUAUGUUCCGUCCCAAAGCCUUAGAUAUUCGUAGGUGGGUUACGCUUGCUCCGACAGGCACACAGCGAGGUUACGAUCAACUUGUGUUCAUUUACUCGCAAAUUCGUCCAGCUUACUCAUUCCUGCCAUGUUGAAAUACUAGUAACAGAUUCUAGGGUACGACAGUCUUAGGUCAUUCGUACAAGCAUUCAGUGAGGUUACGAUAGACCUGUGUUCAUUUACUUGCAUAUUAACUCCAUCUAAUUCCUUCCUACCAUGUUGAAAUACUACUAACAGGCUCUAGGGUACCACAGUCUUGGGUCACACUCGGAGAAGCAUUGGGUGAGGUUACGAUCGACUUGUUUUCAGUUACUUGCAUUUUGACUCCAUCUGCUUCAGUGAUUUCCUCCUGCCAUGUUGAAAUACUAGUGACAGAUUCUAGGGUAACACAGUCUUGGGUCACACUCCGACAAGCAUUGGGUGAGGUUAAGAUCGACUUGUUUUCAUUUACUUGCAUUUUAACUCCAUCUGCUUCAGUGAUUUCCUCCUGCCAUGUUGAAAUACUAGUGACAGAUUCUAGGGUAACACAGUCUUGGGUCACACUCCGAGAAGCAUUGGGUGAGGUUACGAUCGACUUGUUUUCAUUUACUUGCAUUUUAACUCCAUCUGCUUCAGUGAUUUCCUCCUGCCAUGUUGAAAUACUAGUGACAGAUUCUAGGGUAACACAGUCUUGGGUCACACUCCGAGAAGCAUUGGGUGAGGUUACGAUCGACCUGUGUUCAGUUACUUGCAAAUUCGUCCAGCUUGCUCAUUCCUGCCAUGUUGAAAUGCUGCAAACAAUCUCUAGGGUACCACAGUCUUCGGGCACACUCGGAUAAGCAUUGGGUGAGGUUACGAUAGACCUGUGUUCGUUUACUCGCAAAGUCGUCCAUGUAAGUCCUUCCUGCCGUGUUGAAUAUAUUAAUGACAGGCUCUAGGAUACCACAGUCUUCGGGCACACUCGGACAAGCAUUGGGUGAGGUUAUGAUAGACCUGUGUUCAUUUACUCGCAAAGUUGUCCAUGUAAUUCCUUCCUGCCGUGUUGAAUAUAUUAAUGACAGGCUCUAGGUUACCACAGUCUUAGGUCACUCUCAGACAAGCAUUGGGUGAGGUUAUGAUCGACCUGUGUUCAUUUACUCGCAAAGUCGUCCAUGUAAUUCCUUCCUGCCGUGUUGAAUAUAUUAAUGACAGGCUCUAGGUUACCACAGUCUUAUGCUCACUCUAACAAGGUAUGGGUGAGGUUACAAGUCCACGGUUACAAUCAUUGACAUAUAUAUUACUGCCAUGGUCACAUCCGGCCAGUACGACACACACACACAUACGCACACACACACACACCUGAUGUUAGUGGUAUUGAUGUUAUGGAGCUGUUUCGUACUUUUGUUAAGAACGUUUGAGGUGUCUGACGGAUUUUGUAAGACCCCUUAUGUAGCAACUAGACGAAGGAAUUUUUUAGUGGUUUUGUUGAAGAUGAAAUACAUAGCUGUCGUAGUGAGUGAGUUACCCUUUGACACCGUGCUCAAGUUUAAGGUUAAUUGAUGACGCUGAUGAUGACGACGAUGAUGAUAAUAAAGAGACAUACUGGGAAGUUGA